Messenger RNA from Tuber melanosporum (Perigord truffle), 912 nucleotides. RefSeq lists its product as uncharacterized. The transcript has 3 exons. The record is from RefSeq and is a predicted model, not a curated record. The coding region runs from base 1 to 912 and encodes 303 amino acids. NCBI's taxonomy places the organism in Eukaryota, Fungi, Ascomycota, Pezizomycetes, Pezizales, Tuberaceae.
AUGUUGACCAGGGCUUUCGUAAUAGCCCCCUUGUUGGCUCUCGCAGUCGGCACCCAAAUACCAAUUCUCCAAGAAACAUCACUUCCCUCCCCACCCACCUUCCCCGAGAACAACAACUACAUCAUAACCACCGAAGGCACAAAGCCCAACCAAGGCGCCCAUGCCCUCCUCUCCGGACCCGGGGUAGGAAGGUUCUUCGCACCCAUUAGCGGGAUUGGUUCCGAAGUCACCGGGAAAGGGUUAGCAUGGUACAACCCGUCCUUCACCGCGGGGAACAGAGGUUACGAGGACCCAUCAUUCUACUUCUGCUUCAGCGGCAUCAAGGAGAACUUCCCGCCCAUCGUUAACUGGAUGAACUUCCACGACAUGUUCAAUUUGAACCAAAAUACAACCCUGGUGCACUUCGAUACCGGUCCGGAGCAAGGCGCUAUCUAUGAUGCCAUCGUCCAGGUCUCGCAGGAGGCUAAAGUCGAUGCUAGACUCAUCCUCGCUGUCAUAAUGCAAGAGUCCUCCGGCAAUGUCCGUGUUCCGUGCACAAACAACGGUAUCGAAAAUUGCGGUCUUAUGCAAGCCUUCACAGGCUCGGUCUCCUACGACCCGAACAACAUGGUCGCCUCCAUUCUGCAGAUGGUCCGUGACGGCACCCAGGGGACGGCACAAGGGCCCGGCUACGUGCAGUGGAUCAGCCAGAACAUCCAGACCGAGUACGCGGGCGACACCGAGGGCAACGUUUACCAGGCUGCGCGAGGGUACAACUCUGGGCAAAUAAAUUUCGCAGACCUAUCCGAUCCUAAGGGUGCUACGGGUUCUUAUGUCUCUGACUUGGCGAACAGGUUGCAGGGGUGGAAUGGAGCUUCUUGCGGGAAUCCCUUCUGGGACAGCUGUAAUUUUCCGGAGAAGGCUCACUGCUAG